AUUGUUUCAAGAAUUGUCUGUAUCAUCUGUUUCAUGGAAGAGUGUAAAGCACUAGCAGUAGAAUUGGAUUUUUGGAAGGAGAGGGUGGUUUUGGACUAGCAGCAGACAUUUUUGGCUGGAGGAAUAGCAACUUGAAACUUCACUUACUGAAGAAACCUGUUCACAAUUUUGUCUGUUCUUUUUUUUUUCCCCAGCGUUCCUGAAAUAAACUUCCUGCAAUUCUUUGCAGUGUGCAGGUGUCCAGACUCCCCUUUACUCAUGGUCGCCUGUGAAACCCGUCAGGCAACUGAAGGCUGUACCUAAAAUUCUGCUGGCAGUGCAGCACACUGCAGGGGCCUUGAUAUAGUUACGGUGGACACCUUGUGCAGCAGCCACAGCUGUAGCAUCCCCUCGUAGUCCGAACAACUGAGUAUUGCUGUCCAGGAGUCUGCACGUGUGGAGGACUGCCUGGAGUAGAAAGAGGAAAGCUGCAGAGAUUGUGAGCUGCUGCUUGAUCCGUGUGGCUCUUGUGCCGAGGAACAUCAAAACUUUGCUGGAUGGAUCCGACAGCUCGUUGCAAAGUAGAGGUGCUAGAGGGUGCUGCUGAAGAAGAGGCUGAAGAGCCAGACGCAACUGUACAUGCUACACUAAGUGAGGAGACCAGCAACCCUGAAGAGAGCCACAGUCAAUCAGGGGAGAAAGAUGAAGAGAAGCAGCUGGAAAGCUUAAACAGCUAUAAGGUAUCACCAAGUUCCCCAAACAGUUUGGACGGAGCGGACUUGUCCUCCAUUGACGCCAUGAUGUCAGCAGUGAUGAAUGUGGGGAAGAUUGCUGAAAACGGCGGGAAUUCUCAAAAUGUCAAAUCUCCCUCAAAGUCUCCUGCACCAAAUCGGAUUGGCAGGAGGAACCAGGAAACAAAAGAAGAGAAGUCUUCCUAUACCUGUCCUCUGUGUGAAAAGAUUUGCACUACACAGCACCAGCUAACUAUGCACAUUCGUCAGCAUAACACUGACACUGGAGGGACAGACCAUUCCUGCAGCAUCUGUGGAAAGUCUCUGAGCUCAGCGAGCUCCCUUGAUCGCCACAUGCUGGUGCACUCAGGUGAAAGGCCUUAUAAAUGUUCAGUAUGUGGACAGUCCUUCACCACCAAUGGAAACAUGCACAGGCACAUGAAGAUUCAUGAGAAGGAUCCAAACAGCACAGCGAGCACCACUCCCCCCUCGCCACUGAAGCGCAGGCGAUUGUCUUCGAAACGGAAGUUCAGUCACGAUGCUGAGCUGGACAGAGAGGAGAGGACACCUGCAAAAAAGGUUCUCGAGGAUGGCCAUUCCGGUGAAGGGGAUAAGAGGGCUGACGAUGAAGUUUAUCAUUGUCCAGUGUGUUUCAAAGACUUUUUUUGCAAGUAUGGGCUGGAGUCCCACAUGGAAACACAUCCAGAUAAUUCAUUGAGGUGUGACAUCUGUUGUAUCACCUUUCGUACUCAUCGGGGCCUACUGCGCCACAAUGCAGUUAUCCACAAGCAGCUUCCCAGAGAUCCCAUGGGAAAGCCCUUCAUUCAGAACAAUCCUUCAAUUCCAGCAGGCUUCCACGACUUGGGAUUCACGGACUUCUCCUGUAGGAAGUUCCCCCGCAUUUCUCAGGUCUGGUGUGAAACAAAUUUGCGAAGGUGCAUCAGUGACUUCCAUCGAUUUAUUUGCGAGAUGUGUAACAAGGCAUUCCCCAUGCUUUCAGCACUCAAACUGCACACAGAAACUCACGUGGUGGAUCAGGGAAAAGACAAGCACAAGCCACAGUCCACAACCCCACCCGGUGAGAGCCCAGACCAGAAAGUCUUCAUGGCAUCCUUGGGCCUACAGUACACCAAAGACAUCAAGCCUGUCAAGCAGGAGGACAAUACACAAGACGAGGUCCAAGAAAUGCGGCUCAGAGCUCUGAAGAGUAACCUACCUCAGGAACCUGGCAGCACCAGUCUGCUCAGCCUCUCUCCUCUGGAAGCUGCCUCCAUGGGAGGGUCAUUUUCAGUCCUUCCCCCUACAAAAGAAAACAUAAAGCUUCUCUCCCUGCAGCCUUUCCAGAAGGGUUUUAUUAUCCAGCCUGACAGCAGUAUUGUGGUGAAACCCAUCUCCAAUGAGUCUGCCAUUGAGCUGGCAGACAUUCAGCAGAUCUUGAAGAUGGCUUCUUCUGCUCCUCCUCAAAUCAGUCUUCCUCCACUUUCUAAGGCACCUUCUGUCCCCGUGCAGUCUAUUUUCAAGCAUAUGCCACCACUGAAGCCAAAGCCUUUGGUAACGCCCCGAACAGUUGUCGCAACCUCUACACCUCCUCCUCUUAUCAGUGCCCAGCAAGCCUCCCCUGGCUGCAUCAGCCCAAGCCUCCCACCUCCCCCUCUGAGGCUGAUCAAGAACUCAGUGGAAUCUGUCUCCAAUUCUCAUCUCCCCCAGCCAGGAGCCAAAUCAAGUCCUUCCUCACAGCUGCUCCUCCAACCCAAAGUAGAGCCGUUAACUCAGCACGAGAUGAAGACACAGCUGGAGCAGGACAGCAUCAUUGAAGCUCUCCUGCCUCUAAGUAUGGAAGCCAAGAUCAAGCAAGAAGUCACAGAAGGAGAACUCAAAGCCAUCAUCGCAGGGGCAGCAAACAAGAAGACCCCGACUAUGAGGAAAGUUUUGUACCCCUGCCGUUUCUGUGACCAGGUGUUUGCCUUCUCUGGUGUCCUGAGAGCUCACAUCCGUUCUCACUUAGGUAUUUCCCCGUAUCAGUGCAACAUCUGUGACUACAUUGCAGCUGACAAGGCGGCGCUGAUCCGGCACCUGCGGACGCACAGCGGGGAGCGACCUUACAUCUGUAAAAUCUGCCACUACCCCUUCACGGUGAAAGCCAAUUGUGAGAGGCACCUGCGAAAGAAGCACCUCAAAACCACCAGGAAGGAUAUCGAGAAGAACAUUGAAUAUGUCACCAGCAAUGCUGCAGAGAUGGUGGAUGCCUUCUGCUCGCCAGACACGGUGUGCAAGCUCUGUGGAGAGGACCUGAAGCACUACCGGGCGCUCCGCAUUCACAUGAGGACGCACAGCGGCUGCCAGAAGAAGAAGCCGUUUGAGUGCAAGGAGUGUGGCACGGCCUUUACGGCCAAGAGGAAUUGCAUUCACCACAUUCUCAAGCAGCACUUGCAUGUGCAGGAAAAGGAGAUUGAGAAUUACAUCUUAAUGGUGGACUGCAGUGCCCAGGAAAGCCAGACAGACCCUUCUCUAUUGGAUGACAGCACUUAUAUGGACCACAAGCCCAUGACGCCUUUCCUGGAACCACAGAACGGCUUCUUGCUGGGAACAUCAUCUCACGUUUCCAUCAAACGUGAACCUGUGGGCAACUACCCCAUGGAUUUUGAUGAGCCAUUGGAUUUCUCUCAGAAAAGCAAAAGCCUGAGUGCUGUGCAGGUGAAGCAGGAGAACCUGUUCGGUUCAUCUCUGUCCCUUUAUGACUGUUCCAUGGAGCCUAUUGACCUGUCCAUCCCCAAAAUCCUGAAGAAGGAUAAAGAUGAUGUCCCCUGUGAAGCCAGGAAUCAAGAGCUGGCUGCUUCUGGGAACAGUGAUAUGGCCUAUAACUGUCUGCAGUGUCCUUUGGUUUUUGGUGCCAGUGGGAACUCAGAAACAAACCGGGGUGUCAGACAUCCCCAGCCACUAAAAGGUUCAUUGCAUUUGACUGUCCCGAUCAUUUCCCCGGCUCUCCCUGGCAAUGCUGCCUUGCUGAGACCCCUGAGGCCUAAGCCACCACCACCACCUCUCUUGCCAAAGCCUUCGGUAACUAAAGAGCUGCCACCAUUGGCUUCCAUUGCACAGAUCAUUUCAUCUGUAUCUUCUGCUCCCACUUUGCUGAAAACAGAGGCUGCAGAUGCCAGUCCCAAGGCAGUGAGCAGCUCCGCUGGGUGUGACAAAUCAGGGAAUGCCAAAGCUAAAGUGACAAUCGUGAGCACCAUUCAGAGAGACUCCAGCCUGCCCAGUGACCUUUCUCAGGCUUGUGAUCUAGAGCAGUCUCCUGUUGCUGAUGCUGGGUUGACUAAGAAAAGAGGUAGAAAGAAAGGAACGAAAAAUAAGCCCAAACUUAUCAGUAGUGUGGAUCUGGAGUCAAGUGGGGAAUUUGCUAGCAUAGAGAAGAUGCUGGCUACCACAGACACUAACAAAUUUAGCCCAUUUCUGCAGUCCACUGACAAUUUCAAGGAAGAAAGUGGCAGAAAUGGAACAAGUGAGGAUGAGAAGGAAACUGCCAAGGAUAAGCUGCUGAGAGGGAAGAGGAACGCUUACUCAGACUGCCUGCAAAAUAUUCCCUGUCCUUACUGUCCUCAAGUCUUUCCAUGGCCGAGUGCCCUGCAGCGGCACAUGCUCAGUCACACAGAGAGCCAGGCGGAUGCAGAGGCACUAGCUACAGGAAACAAAGCCUUGAACCUGAGCUAUGGGGAGAAGGAGCAGUCAGAGGAAAUGACAGAGCUGCCAGAGAGUGAGCGCAGCCCCAAGGAGGAGCAGAAGGCCGAUUCCCUUCUGGCAGAAGAGGAUGCUGAAGAAAAAGUGGAUGGAUAUGAAGAGGGCCCUGAGGAAGAUUCUGUAAGUAACAAAAGUCUUGACCUCAAUUUUGCCAGCAAAUUAAUGGACUUCAAGCUGGCAGAGAGUGACCAGAGUGCAGGCAGCAGUUCUCAGACUGAAAGGAAACAUGCCUGUGAGAUUUGUGGCAAAACCUUCAAGUUUGCUGGCACUCUUAGCCGUCACAAAAAGGCCCACAUUCGUGAGGACAGAAAGGAUGAAAGGAGCAGUGAGGAUGAAAGCAAAAGCAUUCAGGAUGAUGCAGGAGCUCCCUCGAUGCAUGACUCUGGUCUUGAGCAGGAAGAGUCUCCGUUGGACUUGAAGGUAGUGGAGUCUCCUGUGGACUUUGAGGCAACAGGAAAGGAGAAUGAAGAGAGCGAAAGCAUCUCUGAGGGGGAAGGCACAGAGAGAAAGUCCACUGAGAAGAGCAGUGAUGACAAACCAAAGACUGAUGGGGCUAAGAGUACUGCAAAAGCAGACAAAAGAAAGAAAGUCUGUACUGUGUGCAACAAGCGUUUCUGGUCUCUGCAAGAUCUGACGCGACAUAUGCGGUCUCAUACAGGUGAGCGACCUUACAAGUGUCAAACCUGCGAACGGACCUUCACUCUGAAGCACAGCCUGGUCCGUCACCAGCGCAUCCACCAGAAAGUGAGAAAUGCCCGAAACCACGGGAAGGAGAGCGACAAGGAGGAGACGCAGUCGCGGUGCGGAGAAGACAGCGAGAACGAGUCCAGCCACAGCGGCGCCAACCCCAUCUCCGAGAGCGAGUGCGACUCCGCGGGGGCCAUCGGCAGCCACUCGUCCCUGGCAGGGAGCCGGAGCGAGCCCCCGGCCAGCACGGUCACGGACUCGCCCUGCGGAGAGGAGAGCAGCGGCGCCUGCCUCGCCGAGCCCGCCAAGAAACACGCGGCAAAGGACCAGGAACCGCGGGGCAGCUCCGAGCACGAGGGGCCCUCGGGUUUCAUCCAGGACUUGCUGGAGAUGCACAACGCUCCAUCUCCCAUGAAUCACAUCCUGGCCUCUGCCGACAGCGCGCCUCAGCUCUUGGGGGUGGAAUGACUUGCUUGGAGGUUGGACCCAUCUCAGCAGGCAAACUGAAGCCAGCAGAGCAAGGUUUCUGGAGGCUGUUUUUGGAAGAGCGACCUUACAGCUACGGGGAAGAGUAUGGCAGACUGGACGUGGUGCCAUAUGCCUUUCAGUAUAAUAAUGCAAGAGACUACAGUAUAUACUGAUUUGAGUGCCUUACUACUUUAUUAGAUCUUUUGGUAUUAUAGAUUUUUUUCAAAAAUGAUUUUAAUAUUUUAAAGAAUUAUUUGGAGAGGACCCUUUUUCAUUUAAGCAUUAAUGUUACCUUUUGUAUUGGUGUGCGUGAGCUUGUUCUUGUAUAUCUGUGAUAGUCGCUGUGUUUGUUCUCUGAGCUGGAAAUGGGGCAGUGGGGUGGGAGGCCCUUGGAUACCAUAGCCAAUAACUGGAAGAAAAAUGAUGUGAAUUUCAUAUGAAAUAGUCCGAGGAGAUGCAGAGGAGACGUUGAUUUAUUGUUUUUUUUCUCAGUAGAUGUUCUUGCAUUUGCCACAUGGUGGAGCAUUAAGCCUGUUCCAGGCACGAACAACGUGGCAGUUGAAGGUGUUCAAAGUGGUUCAAGCCAAAAGCAGGAAACACAAAUUAAUUUCAACCUCAUGCUUGUUUCCACUUUUCAGCAUUAGAAGUGGUCUUCUAAAUCCUAGGGGUUUUUUCUGGCCAUCACGGACUGAGCGUGUAUACAGAGAAGAGUUACAUAGCAACGUAACCUAUGGAAAUUAUGCACCCGCUGUUACAUAUGUUUGAUUUGCUUCAGUAUAUUAUUAUUAUUAUUAUUAUUUUAUUAUUAUUUUAUAAAUCCAUCAGUUCGCUUGUCUCUGCAGUCAGCAGAAGCCAAUGGGCAAUAUUUGCCCACGGAGAUGCGUAGCGCAGCUUGGAUCCCGUCUCGGAGUGUUCUUGACUCAUCAGCUUUCACCAGCUCCUCCUCCUCCUCCUGUUGUUGUUGCAGCUCUUCUACUGUACUUUACAUGAACCCCUUCCUCCGACCGGAGCGUCCCGUGGAGGCCAGCGAGGUACCGUGCCCGUGCGGGCGCAUCUCCCUCCUUCCCUCCUUCCCUCCCUCCCUCCUCCCUGGCGGUGGGCACGGGCGGCAGCGGAGCCCCGGCUGCGGGAGAGGGGCGCCCCCAGUGCCGCAGUGACCUCGCUGCCCUCCCCUCGGCGACGGUCACUCACUCACAGAGCAAAGUUAUCCCGUCUUCCAGUGGAAAGCAAGAGAGAAAUGCGAGCCUUACCCUCGUCUUGCUUCUGUCGUGUUCUAAGAGCAAGAAAAUACUACUGGUGAUUAAACUACAGAUAUACGACAUGUUAAAAAUAAAUAAAAUUAAUUUAAAAGAAAAAAAAAAAUAAAUUCUUCCUGAGAUUUUGGGGUUGAUGCUUGAAGACUUGAGGUGUGUGUCUAAAUUUCAUAUCAGUAAUUUAACCCCUUUAAUGCUGGCAGCUGGAAUUUCUCCAUAUGGCUCCUGUUGCCGGCAACAGGUGACAGACACUCCAGCCUCCAAUAUUGAAGGGGUUAAACGAAAUGUAUCCUACUGUAGCUGCGCAUUUUUAGGAGUGCCCAGCAUUUGUGUUGUUCUUGUCGUUGUUGUCGUUAUUGUUGUUUGUUAAAUGUCCUUCAGUCAUGACCUCUGGGACAGACAGAGCCAUAAUAGCAUUGCCGGAGCCUCACUGUGCUAUUCCACCACUGCAGCCCCCAGCCCAGCCCGCACUGUGACCCUCCCUCCUUCCCACCACAGAACUGCUUUUCCUGCUCUCACCAGACAUGGAGGAAGUGGGCCUCGGACCCAGUCUAUAUUAUAUAAUAUAUAUAUAUAUAUCUAUAUAUAUCUAUAUAUUAAAAAUUCUCUGAAAAAUUUCUGGAGACUGAAAUCUCACUGUCCAGAAUUCAAAGGAAGAGAAAUGUUCUUGAGUAAUAUUCUUGCAAAUAGAAUAAGAAAAAAAUGGUUGAGGUAUAUGUGAUUUCUAUUUUUUUUUGUGUUUUGUUUUUUUUUUUUUUUACUUUUAAAUAGGGAUGUUUGAACCAGUUCAGAAACGAAGCUAACGCCAGAUAUAGAUAAAUCAAUCACAACCAAUGAUUCAUUUGAAACUCUACCCAGGUGCAUUCUACUUAAUUAAAACCAGUUCACGCAUCCCUUAAAUUGUUAUUGCUAUUAUAAUUAUAAUAAUAAUUAUUAUUAUUAUUUUGGGUAAUUUUUUGUUUUUGUAAUUUUUUUGUUUGUUUAUUUUGGGGUUGUUGUUUUGUUGUUUUGUUUUGGGUUUUUUUUUUUUUUUUGCAGCUCUCCACACUAAACUGCGCAAUACUGUGGGGGAGAAGCCAUUACUAAACUAUAUGCUGCAGAACAAUGUAGCAAGUAAUUAAUUCCCAGCAGCCUGCCGGGACAUCUGCUAGCAAUAAUCACUAUUGAUUUAAAGCUUUAUUUAGCCUUUAUCUAUAUCCUAGUAGAGUAUAAGGUCUUGCCACAUUUUAUUGACAUUUUUACUAGUUGAGUUUGACUGAGAACUGUUGCUGUUGUUGGGGUUUUUUUUGUUUCCCUUCCUCCCCCAAUAUUAAACUGUGAAAUUUAUAAUGUGUUUAAACUAUGGGUGAAUCUUAGGCUUUAGUUUGCAUGUUCAGCUAAUUUGUCUCUAUACGAUUUUCGUUUGAAUCUUUUUAUUUUUUUCCUCUCUCAGGGCUUUUACAAAAAACAAAAAAAACAAAAACAAAACAAAAAGAAAACAAAAAAAAAAUCUUCUAAAAUUCUUUUGCCUGAGUUGCAAUGGACUUAACAUGGAGAUAAUUCAAUCACUACAUUAAGCACUUGACUGUGAAAGCGCAAAAAAAAUAAAGGAAAAAGAAAAAAAAAGAGAGAACCUUGUUUGAGGCUGUUGUGAAAUAACUUUAGUGGGCUAUGUGACAGUCUGAUUCCAUUUUCAGAAUGAUUCAUCCUCUCUUUCCUCUCUGUGUGUCUCCUUUCUCUCUCUUCUCUCUCCACGAAGGAAGUUUAAUCCUAGUGAUUUCAUCCCAUGCAGGAAACAGUAAUAAAUGUGUAGAAUUCAUAUUUUUCUAAAGGGAACUUAAACUGCUGCUACGAAUUGUGUACAAGACUGGUUUAUGCCACAUGAACAGAGAAUCACACAUAGUUUUGGUACUUUUAUUCCUCUUUUUUUCAGUUGUACAGUACUUCCAAAUUCAAAAUAAAAAGUAAAACUUGUUCUGUAUCAAACCAUCUAAGCAAUAAAAUGUUAUAUUUAAAAAUUAUAGGUUAUUGAAUGGGCGUGGCGCUUCUUGUGGGUUUGUGGUGAUGUUCUCUGCCUUAGCUCUGCUGGAGGACGACGUGCCAGCCGGAGUUUGUCUGUGCCAAUGGAUCACUGUUUCUCUUCCUUGGGUUGAUCUGAAUUUGGGCUGGAGAUGAUUGCAGCACUCUGAAAACUCGUGUUCAUUUUGAGCACUGUUUUCUGGUAGCCAGGCCCCUUUGAAAUGCUGCUUGUCUCCCGGUGCAGUUCCUCAACGCAGCGACUGAAGACAGCAGAAAAUGCUGAUUUUCCUGCAUGGGCAGGGUCAGGAUUCUUUUUCAAUUAAUGGUAGCCCCAGGGUCACAUAGGUGAGCAUCCUCUCAGCAUGUAGUGUACCAGUCACUAUUUUAUAAAUUAGGUAGGUUUCUGCUACCACAGUUUCCUUCUUGCAUAAAUGUUUAUGGCUGCAAAUUCUUCAGGAUGCAUUCAAAAGCCAUAUGCAUGUGUCAUUAACAGAGACAAAUCCUUUGGUUUAGCUUGUCAGAGCUGCCUUAGCUGCAUUUUAUGUGCUUUCCUAUAAAAAAACCCCAUUUCACAGGACAGUGAGCCAAAGAAUCAUCUGAGUUGUGCAUCCAGCUCUCAAGGCCAGGGAAUUGCAGUGAAGCAAAGCAUCCACAUCUUCCUAAGUCCUGCUGCGGUGGUGCUUUCUGGCAGAGAAGUGAACCAGGUUCAGAAUGAGAGACAGACUGGGGGGCUGAGCUGCUGCUGCUUUCCUCCCUCAGACCUCCUGCACCUUCCCCAUGGAGGUCAGAAUGCUGAGGACCUUCGUCCCUCACCCGCAUUCAGCCAGCUCAGCCCCAAACCAAGGAUAUCUGAUGAAGUGGAGCUCUGAAAGCUCUCUGGGUGAGCUCAUUGGGUGGAAACAUCAUUUCUGAGGGUGGAAAUCUCCCCUCAGAAUAAUAAUUUUCCCUCUCCCACCCACUGACCUGAAUCGCCUCUCCUCUCGUGAGACUGAUGGGAAGCUCGCGUCCAAGUGGCCCGGGGACCUGUCAGGAGGUGUAAAAUCAAAUGGGAUGAGUUUAUGUGGCUAGGAAGUGCUGGUGACUAAUAACUUACAAAACAGAUGACUUAGAAAGCACUUGGUUCUUGGUUUUUGGCCAUGGAAGAGUAUAAUUGCAGCCCUUUCCUCCUUCUACCUCAGUUUGACAGUGACUAUUGCCGAGUUGGGAAUUCUCCUGCUCUUCCUGUCUUGGACAGGGUAAUACCCUGCAGACCAGCUGAACUGUGCUCCUUGCUGGCAUUUCCCUUUCCCUCUUCCUGCCUCCACUCCUUCCCACACCAGCACCCAUGGCAGGGAUAGCUGCAGCUGGCCUGAAACACCAGGUUAGCAGAGGUGGGGAGGUAUCUCCAUGUGCCUCCUCCAACUUGCUGCUUCCUCACCUCAUUCCCUAAAGCUUUUCUUCCCACCCUGGCAAGAGUGAAGCUGGACUUAAUUCCUGACAUGGAGGGGGAGAGUGGCACAGCCCCUCUUUGAGGCACUGCUGUGCUUCAGGUGUGGAGGCCACGUGCUGGCCCAGAGCAUUAAAGCUUGGGGAUGACCUAAGUCUUCUGCCACCACAGGGAUGCCUUGGCAAGGGGCACCAGGAAGGUGGGUUUUUUCUUGCAGUGUGGAGAGUGAAGCUGUGGGGACGGGCAGGAGAUAGCAGAAUUGGGUGAAAACUGCCCCAAAACAGAACGUGAAGCCUGGUUGGAGCAUCUUUUCUUUUUUUUUUUUGUUUUCUGCUACUGAAAUGCAAACAAGUAAAGAGAAAGGAAUAAAGUUACUUGCUUUUCAUUAUGCAGCUGUCUCAAAGCAGCCAGCAUUUGUGAGAUGGGAGGGCUGUACACCUACACGAAGAUCUUCAGAAAGUGAGUGCAAUGAGAAGUGAUUUGCUGUUGACACUUAACAGUGUUUUGGCCUGUUCUGUUGGAAAAACCCUUUCUCAAACAAAAUGAGUCACAAUUCAACUAGCAAAGGCAGCAAGGGGCAAAAGUUAAUUUGAAAUCUUUCCUUUUUCACAAAUCUCCAGUUUGGGGAAUCAUACAUGCCAUUUUCUUUCAGCAUUUCUGUAGUUAUGAUGGGAUUGAAAAUGUCACUUAUGGAAACCCUGAAGUUCAGGAUUACAUCAAAGGGAGACUCAAGACUCCAGCACAGAAUAACCAGCACUUUCUGUACAUCAAAAAGGCACCGUUUUUCAUUACCCACUCUGGCAAAGCAAAAAAAGAAAAGGGUGGAGAAAUGGGAUUGUUCAAUUGGAACAUCUCUUAACUGCGGGACUGUGGGAAAAGGGGCCAUGCCAGGACUUCCCAAAACCUGAGUACUGGAGUAGCAUCAGGAAGGGAAGUGAGUUAAAUCUGUACAAGGCACAUCAUCUUUGGGUGUCGUGGGUCAGCUGAGCCCUGCAGCGGAGCAGGAGCAGCACUAAAGUACUUUCCCCCUUUCAUCCCCUUCCUUGGCAGUAAUUACUGUGCAGGGGAGAGGCUGCAUCCACUCUGCAACAGCCAAAGGAGCCAUGAGAGAGAUACUGGGAUUUGGGCUCCAAUCUGCUUGGAAAUAAAGGAAUUUACUUAGAUUUUGAAAACCUCCUCCAUGUCAGGGAAGAGCUGAAUGUUCCAUGAAAAAUGGUGUGAGGUUGGGAAGGGGGAAGAGUGUGUACAAGGAAAGGUCUAACCUGCUAGUGGGAUGGCUUGAUCUGCAUACACAUCUGCACCCUAGCUUGGCUGGUGUCUGAGCUGGGGACGUGAUGGGUCACCUGGCUGUGUAUGCUCUCCCCAGUCACUACAGCGAUCCCUGGAGUCCUGGCUGUGCUCUGGAGUUCUUGGCUUUGGCCACCAGCCCCACACUGGAGCUGCCCUCCUUGCCCAUGUCCUCAUGUGCACACUCAGGGAAUGGGGGAAACCAACAUCCAGGAGCAAACUGUUGUCCCUGUCUGGAAACUGGUGAUGCCAGUACCUGCAGAUUUGCUGGCGGAUCAGAGGAUUUCCCUAGUCUUGGGCAAUUAGUGCCACGCUGGAUCACAGGGUUAGAAAAACUGGAAACAACCCUAAAAUGACAGGAGGUAGAGCACAGCUGGGGUUUCUGAGCUAACAGCUCUGCUGAGAGUAUGUAUGGUCAGUCUCUUCCUCUGGUUUUGAAGUAAAAACAUUAACAGGAAUAGUGGCUUGUUCAUGGAGCCCCUGCCAGAGCCUAAAGCAUCUCCUGAAGGUGCAGGGUCUUGCACUCAGCAAAUUCAGACCUCUUGGCCUUUCUCAACACAGCCUCCAUGGUGUCCUUCCUUGUCCCCUCAGCUGAGGGUUGUGUUUUUGCAAUGCAGUUUCAGGGAAUGCAUUUUUAGGUGAUUAAAACUUUUCUCACCAGUCCUGAAAGGAUGAUUUAUGCCAAGUAAGCCCAAGGUGUUUCUCCCACAGGAUGAAUAGGUGUCACACACAGAUGGUGUGUGUCCUUGGCCCUGUGACAAGUUAGGGACUCACUUGUCCAGUGGUCUGCAUGUAUUUCUCAGGAAAUAUCAGAGGACAGGAGGGGAAGGGAAGGGGCAGGGGGAGAAUAGCACAGGGAGGAGUGCUCUGGCACAGAAUUAUUUGGUGUUUUUAGGAUUUGUCACCAGCUGCAAGAGCACCAUCCCUGUGGGCUGCCAGGCCUCAUCAGUGGCUUCACCUGGGCAGGGAGGCCUAUUUAAAACAAGGGGAGGGAUGAGAGUUGGGCUGUGGGCAAGGGGAGAGUUGUUUGUGAGCAACAUCAAGUUCUGUAUUGUAAAAAGAUGUUUAUGAGGCCGUUUUUCCAGAAGUAUCUUUUUUUAAAAAAGGAGUCAAUUAGUACCUGGGAGAAAAAGGGUGGGGAGGCAGCUGGCCUGCUCAAAGGCAGCAGUGAAGACACAGACUGCUGCCUUCUGUGCUGUCACUGCACAGAAUGGAUCCCAAAAGACACAGGAGCAUCUACCUUGCUGUUGUGUGCAAGUGUCACCCCGGGUAAGUGAUGUGUAACCUGCACACAUGUGCCAGUGUUAAUGGGCUUGACUGAGCUCUCUGGGGAGAUGUAAACCUCCAGAGUGUGGCCAGGUAAGGGGCUCUGAUGCCUUCAUUUCAAGAUGUGUCUGAAAUCAGCCUGAAGAAGUGAAACUAAAUGGAGUUGAGAAGCAUUCUUCAGGCUUUUCAAAAAUUCUAGUAUUGCCUACUUUCAUUUUUCAAGAUCCCUCUCAGAAUGCUAAAAAAAAAAUCCUCACAAAAAGGAAGCAGGAGUUUUUCAUAUAUUAAACAGUAGUAAAAUGGGAAGACUUCUCUGACUCACCCAACCUCACUGCGUAAUGCAGUAGAAAAUGUUGUAGCAAUCCUCCCAACUAGUAGGAACUGAAAAUAGCUUUCUCCUUUGCUGUGCUUGUUUAUUUCUCCUGUGCCAGAUCUGUCUCUUGUUUGGCAGGGAAAACUGCCAGGAGUGUAUGAGGAAACUCUGGGCGAUGGUGUUUGGAAUACGCUGUUGUGAAAGCACUUGAACUUCUCUAGAGCCUUUCAGCAGAGGGUUGUGAAGCAGUUUACGAACAUCAGUUAAUGGGAGGCUGUAAAUAAGAGAAAUCUGCUGGAGAAAAGGCUUUUCAUCACCAAAGGGCUGAUCUGUUUUCACAAUCUCGGAGGCAGAGGUUACUGUAGAGGAGGCCAGCGCCGCUACGGGCUGACUUUCUGUCAGUCAUUUUUAGCUGUAACCACACACGGAGCACGGCCCUGCUGCUCGUGAAAAUGUGCCAAGGUUGGGACAGAAUGUCAGCCAGAGGGGUCGGUGGCUCCAGGACAGGGCCUGCCCCGAGCACUGGGGUAGGAGGAAUGGCAGAAAUAAACACUCCUGUGAACGUGUGCACACAGGUCCAUGGGCCCCUGCCCUCAGACAUGGAGCUGUACUUGGGUAACAAAAGCAAUUGGUGUGUUGGCCUUUCCUCCCAUCUCCUGUUACCUGAUCCUGCAGAGAAUGACAGCCUAGGUUUGUUGUUUGCAAUGAGCAGCACCUGACUUCCAAGCAAUCUGCACCCAAAAUAAGUAUUUCUACUUUAUUUGGGGUGAUGGCAGUGCUAGCUGUGAGAUGCAGGCUUGCUUUGACCAAUAUUCCUCCCAAGUUUUUGCAACUCAAGCUUUACUGUAUGACCUGUGCUUGGGAAGGGCAAAACCUGGCUGUAAACAGAGACUGUAACCUUUGUCAUUGCUGUUUAGUUAUACCAAAGCCCAGCCCUGCUCGAUGCAUGGGGCUCCUGGGCAGCAGCUGGGGAGGGGGCAGCACAUGCACCUCCCAUGUCCUGCUGCAUGCACUGCUGCCGAAUGGGAUCCAGCACUCCCAGAUUUGCACACUUUGCCAGAAAAGUCCCUUUUUGGUGGCAGGACAUUUAACACCAUUUAAUCUGCUGCCGUCAAGAUGCCUGUAUCACGGACGCUUUACCGGCUCCAAGGCUACGUGCACCAGGUCCACAAUAUUCCACAGUCAGAGAAAAUCAAAGUAUCAACCUGUCUGCAUUCACACAGCAGUCAGUGUAAGUCUGCACCACAACACAGUGAGCCUGACCUUUGAUCUUGUGUCUAUAUCACUCUGGCAGCAUCUUGGAGUUUAAACCACAGAGGGUGCCUAGCACAGCUACUCAAGACCCAGAACUCACCAGAACAUGAGCUGGGGCUGUAAGUGAUGGAAAGGGAGGGAUCUGGACAAGUGAGCAACCUGGGCACCCUGUGGUAAUCUAUUUUGGAACAGGAUGCAGAGCCACAUGCUGCCUUUAAUACAUUUGGUUAUUACUUUUUAUGAAUGCACAUCUUUGACAGUUUUUAACUUUUUCUGAACCUUAAGAUUCUCUUUAGCAGCUGCAGAACACCUACUUAAAAAUUAAGGUACUUAAUUUGAAAAAUAGUGAUAGCAGCUUCUCCACCAGUUCCUUCAGGCAGUGUUUUACUGAACUGCAGCUGAGGGAUGCUUUGCACUAUGUCAGCAGGUCCUUGGUGGCCUGCACUUAUUCCCACUGCACUGCAUCAGUGACAUCUGGCUCCAUUCAAUUCCAUAAAUUCGGCAGAAUGGGAAUGACAGGGUGAUGGUCCCUGGGGACUGCCAGUGAAAGGAAAGGAGUAACCACAAGGGGUGCUGCAGCUCGCUAAAGGAACAGUAAAUGACACCCAGCGAGAUGGGAGCAGGAGUUCAGCCUCAGGAGGACCUUGAGGGAAUGUCUUGCUCUGCAUGAGCACAAAGUGAUUGUUCUGGCUGCAUGACUAUGACUGGUGCCUUGUAUUUCACCCUUGGUGUACCUUUAGCUGGAGUGGUGGUAAUGGAAUGCUGCAGAACUGCAAUCUGCCAGGCAAAAAGGUGGUGGAAAGGAGAUGGUCCCUGAGCAGUGUAUUUCUAAAAUAUUUCUUCAGUUUUUUUCUUUGCUGUGGUGCCUAACAGCAGGAUGUGCUUCCUGGUUUCCAAUUGGCUUUAUAGCAGCAACAAGUUAGGAUUAGUUGGGCAAAAUGUCAUUUCCAGCUGUGAGAAGUAAUUCCAUGCUCUAUGAAUGAACCACUAUUACAAACAACCAAGCAUUAACUGAGCCUUAAAUACAGGCUCUGAGGAAAAUAUGACAUACUUCCAAAUAAAAUGUUUUAGGGUAUUUGAACUUGCUUCUAAAUAUAACCUGUUAUUUUGGUAGCUAUGUUUGCCAUACUGUGCUCAACAGUCAUCAGAUGCCAUUUAAAUUCCAGCUUUUCCUUUCCAAUGGAAACCUGCAACAGGGCAUUUUAACUGCCCUCCUUGCUCUGUGGACUCCUCUAAAAGAAAACGGGGUGUUCCUUCUUUCUUUUACUCUUGAAAACUUAUGGGUGGAAAACUUGCCAGCUGAUACUGGAUCAAAUCCCCUCUUAGGGCAAGGUCCUGUCCCCUGCUUGCUUCUGCAGGGCUGUGGAUCCAGGCUCUGCCAGGGGAGUUCCUUCAGUGUUCUGAACAGUCUGACUCUUUGAUUCAGCCUGCAUGGAAAAGCUGAAUAGGAACCUCUCUGUGUCUGCAUGUGGUCAAGGUACACAUGGGGCUAAAAGAUCCAAUUUCAUUUAACUUCUAAGAAAAACUGGCUGUGGGGCCAAACACCAGGUGGCAGAGGCAGUGUGUCACUAUAAGUUCCACCUCUGCAAACCUUCAGCUGACCCUGUAGGUGGCCACAGCCCUGAAUUUUUUUGGAAGUAAAUACAACACCAGCAUUUACAGCUUAUCUGAGUUCAAGCUUCACAUUUGUCUGUUAUUUUCUGAACAGCGCAAAAAAGUGCAGUGCCCAAACUUACUUCAGUGGCCAAGAUAAAGCAUGGAAUGAUUUAGAAAGGCCAGACACAGUUGCUGUGACUGCUCCAUUUAGAUCCUGCUCUUUCAGAAGGGGCUAAAGCUCUCUUUGUGCUUGUCUGCUAUGAGCAGCAGCUGUCACCGGCUUGGGAGAUCCCUCAGCUGGCAGAUCUGGGAAUUGCUGGCUGUAAUAAUUUCCAUCUAGUGAACCUAGUACUGUAUUUUACCUCCAGGGUUAAUGCUCCACCACUACAGGCUCAUCUGUAUGGAAAAUACACGGUGUAGCUCCAUCCAGGCCCAGCAGGGCAGGACUGAACCUCCUUUACUAGAACAUUGACUGUGGAGUCCUCUUGAAAAUCUGCUCAGACCAUUGUGAGACCAAGUGCAUCAACUCCAAGUGUUCUCUUUGCUGUGUGAUAGAGAGCUCUCAAGUGACAGAUUCAUUAUGUGAACUUAGGUGGCACAGGGAAAACAGGUGUGAUUUCCAUGCAGGCUGAACAGAUUGAUAAUGAUGAGGAAAGGCCGGUUAAAAUUCAGCUUUGCCUUACCAGCUAAGGGACUGCAAUGUUGUAAUGCUGCAAUUUUGCUGCAUCGUGGUUAACACAGAUUUAUAGCCAAGACUAUUUACACAAGGGGACAGAAAAGACAGCCAGACAGAUAUUUAAGACCUCAUCUUGGUCUUGGUAUCUGUUCUUUCUGAGCCAGCUAUUGCAAUCUAUCUAUCGUGAUCUUUUCAGUGAAAGAUGAGGCAGGCUUCAAAUUCUAGUAAUUUUUAUGUGUUCCAGGACCUAAAAAUACAUCAACAUAUCUGCUUCUAGUUUUUCCCUCUUUUACCCACAGAUAUAGCUCACAAAUACAGGGGUCCCAGCAUUCUUUAUUCUUAAACCUUGUCUUGUUUUUUGUUGGCUUUUUUCCCCAACAAGCCUUACUGUCUUCUGUUUGGAUGCAGAACACCUGCUGGAACUGCUAUUUUCAGAGUAACUGCAUGGAAUGUGAGCAUUUGCUUGGUCACACAACAGCAUGCACAUAAAAACAGGAAGGAUUUGUCCUUGUGCUUCAGCAACCUUUAAGCAUCUUAACAGAUCCUUUUUAUGCUGCCUAUGGUUUAACAUGAGGUUAUUCCUUCUAGAAAUGUAGGGCACUAUGGCUCACUUUUAAACCAUCAGAAUUCAGGAAUUUACUGAACAUUUCCCCAGGGCCCUCCCUUAAGAGAAUUCUAAUCUUAGUUAUUAGUCCAUUGUCCAAAACAUCACAGAAACUUGCUCAAUAUUAUUUCCAUUCCAAUUACACAGGUAGAAAGGCAGAUUUUUAAGAAUGGCAUGUUUUCACACUUUGCAUAUUUCCUACUACCGAUUGCUUAUCAAGGAAAAGGCCUUUUUUUGGUGCCAUACUCAUGCUUUAUUAAAAAAAAAAAAGCUACACAAUGCUAAGGAAAAAAAAA
Molecule: messenger RNA, 17569 nt
Organism: Zonotrichia albicollis (white-throated sparrow)
Lineage: Eukaryota; Metazoa; Chordata; Aves; Passeriformes; Passerellidae
Source: RefSeq, a predicted model, not a curated record